Messenger RNA from Acomys russatus (golden spiny mouse), 2040 nucleotides. RefSeq names its product tubulin epsilon 1 (gene Tube1). The record is from RefSeq and is a predicted model, not a curated record. The transcript has 12 exons. Lineage: Eukaryota; Metazoa; Chordata; Mammalia; Rodentia; Muridae. Gene Ontology annotation, biological process: mitotic cell cycle; microtubule cytoskeleton organization. Gene Ontology annotation, cellular component: microtubule; cytoplasm. Gene Ontology annotation, molecular function: structural constituent of cytoskeleton; GTP binding. Bases 88 to 1515 code for a protein of 475 amino acids.
UACGGCCGCCUCCCCGAUCGUGUCUUUGAGCUCAAAUGCAAGGGCGGGAGCGCGGCCUGGGCUUCUCCUGCUGGUCUGUGGGGCGGGAUGACCCAGUCGGUGGUCAUACAGGUCGGCCAGUGCGGGAACCAGAUCGGCUGCUGCUUCUGGGACCUGGCGCUGAGGGAGCACGCUGCGGUCAACCAGAAAGGGAUUUAUGAUGAUGCGAUCAGCAGCUUCUUCAGGAACGUGGAUACCAGAGUGGCUGGUGAUGGCGGCAGUAUUUCCAGAGGAAGAAUAUCUUCUUUAAAAGCCCGAGCUGUUUUGAUUGACAUGGAAGAAGGAGUGGUGAAUGAACUUCUCCAAGGACCACUGAGAGAUGUGUUUGACAGCAAGCAGCUCAUCACGGACAUUUCUGGCUCAGGAAAUAAUUGGGCUGUGGGUCACAACGUUUUUGGAAGCCUUUACCGGGAACAGAUCGUAGAGAAACUCCGGAAGUCAGCAGAGCACUGUGACUGCCUGCAGUGUUUCUUCAUCCUACACUCCAUGGGAGGAGGAACAGGAUCUGGACUGGGCACCUUUCUGUUAAAGGUGCUUGAAGAUGAAUUCCCGGAAGUGUACAGAUUUGUAACAGCAGUUUAUCCUUCCAGCGAGGACGAUGUAAUCACCUCACCUUAUAACAGCAUGUUGGCCAUGAAGGAGCUCAGUGAGCACGCAGACUGUGUGCUGCCCGUUGAUAACCAAUCUUUAUUUGACAUCAUUAGCAAAAUUGAUCUUGUGGUCAAUUCUGGAAAGUUGGGUACCACUGUGAAGCCUAAGAGUCUCGUUACCUCGAAUGCGGGGGCUGUUAAAAAGCGCCACAAGAAGCCCUUUGACGCCAUGAACAACAUUGUGGCGAAUCUGCUCCUCAGCCUGACAAGCUCUGCAAGAUUUGAGGGAUCCCUUAACAUGGACCUGAAUGAGAUCAGCAUGAACCUGGUUCCUUUCCCUCAGCUUCAUUAUCUUGUGUCGAGCCUAACACCGCUGUACACGCUGGCAGAUGUUAACAUUCCCCCUCGAAGAUUGGAUCAGAUGUUCUCAGAUGCCUUUAGUAAAGACCACCAGCUCAUUCAAGCCGACCCCAGACACAAUCUCUACCUCGCCUGUGCCCUCAUCGUUCGCGGGAAUGUACAGAUUUCAGAUCUUCGCAGAAAUAUAGAAAGGUUAAAACCUGCGCUGCAGUUUGUCUCCUGGAAUCAAGAAGGCUGGAAGACCAGCCUGUGUUCAGUCCCACCUGUGGGUCACUCGCACUCGUUGUUAGCUUUAGCAAAUAACACGUGUGUGAAGCCCACCUUCAUGGAGCUGAGAGAAAGGUUCAUGAGGCUCUACAAGAAGAAGGCUCACCUCCACCACUACCUGCAAGUUGACGGGAUGGAGGAAAGCACCUUUUCAGAAGCUGUGUCCUCUCUGUCAGCACUCAUACAGGAGUACAGUGACCUCGACGCCACAAAGAGCAUGCCUGUGUGUGAUGUGCCCAGGCUGCGCGUGGCCUUGUGAAGGAAGAAGCUAAAAUAUGCAAUUGCUACUUUUUUUCUGAUUCAUACUGAGUUUUGUCCCCUUUCCAUUUUAGUAUUUCCUGUGGCUCAGAAAGCCCAAUUUGUUGUUCGUGGUAUCAAAGUAUCUUGUCUAAAGUGGUAGUUUCUGGUUUAUUACAUUUUUAAAAAUACCAGUGUGUGAUACCACUUCUAGCAAUUUGUCAAACUUAAGAGCAAGCCAGCAUGGUGGUGUACAUUUGUAGCCCCACUGUGGCUGACAUGCAGGAGGACUGUGUUCAGGCCAGCCUGGGCUGUGCAGCGAGAGCCCAGGUAGUGGGAGAGAGCAGUUCUUUUUCACUUUGCUCAUUCAUAGCCUCCUUUGCAGACCUGUCCAGGGAUGACGCCUCAGGAAAGACUGUGCAUAUCAUUUUUAUAUGUACACUUUAUGUUUUCAUACUCGGUUUAAGUGCCGGAAAAGUAGGUCCUAGGGGUCUAUGGACUUCUCAGGGUAAUGUUUGUUAUGAAGACUUUGUCUUGUUUUUUUUGU